AUGUCAGACUUUCUUUUGAAAAUCACAGGUAUCUCGAAGGCGACCGAUAGUACGGGAGAGAGGCGACGGAAAUUCAUGGUGAUCUAUACCAUAGCUGCACUCGUUUACGGCGUGUACGUGAACGUCGUGGAUAUUUAUCAUAACUUGCAUAAUUUGGACGUGACGAACAUUGCAAACAAUGGUUCAGAGAGGUUACUUCCGUUCAAAAUGUGGGUCAAUCUACCAUUAACCGUGACACCUUAUUAUGAAAUAAUGUUCGCCAUCGAGGCAAACAUAUCUUCCGGGAAACGACUUAUAUUUUUUUUCCACAUGAUCGGUAGCUUUGCCCAUAUAAUUUUCUUCACAUAUAUCUGCCAUAGUUUGGUAGAAGAAAGUACGAAUGUUAGCAUAGCGUCGUAUUCGGGAUGGUGGGUGUGUCUGCCAAUGAGCAAAACAGGCAAAAAGAUACGAAAGGAUAUGAAGAUGAUGAUGAUGAAAGCGAUGCGACCGUGUCAACUGACCGCCGGAGGAUUCUUUCCUGUGACUUUGGAAACAUCUACCGCGCUUAUAAGCUCGACGAUGUCAUACUUUGCUCUCAUGAGGGAAUCGUCUAUGAGAAUAGCGGAGCAAUAA
Molecule: messenger RNA, 612 nt
Organism: Bombus pascuorum
Lineage: Eukaryota; Metazoa; Arthropoda; Insecta; Hymenoptera; Apidae
Product: odorant receptor 30a-like
Exons: 4
Coding region: 1-612 (203 amino acids)
Biological process (GO): detection of chemical stimulus involved in sensory perception of smell; sensory perception of smell
Cellular component (GO): plasma membrane
Molecular function (GO): odorant binding; olfactory receptor activity
Source: RefSeq, a predicted model, not a curated record